AUGUCCACGCGGCGUUCAGCUAACUUCACGCAUCACGAAAAGCAGGUUCUACUCUCUUUGAUGCAAGAAUAUCGACAUAUAGUCGAGGACCGACACACCGAUGGAGUGACUGUUAGAGAGAAGAAUUCUGCUUGGAUUACCUUAACAAACAAAUAUAACGCCGAAAACGACGUAUCAGCGCGUUCAGUCAAGCAAUUGCGACAAUGCUGGAAGAACCUUAAAAGCCGGUCCCGGGUUGACUUUUUACGUGUUCCCGGUGAGGCAGGUAGCAACGACUCGGGGACUCUUACGUUGGUCCCGCCGGGUGGAACGUCUUCCUCUUCUAAUAUUGGAAGCGGUGGGUCUGGAAGCGCUUUGACACUUCUCACGGUUGGUGGAAUGUCGAACUCAGCAAGUACCAACGAAGUUUCGGGGUCUUCUCCCUCUAACAACACUAGCAGCAUUGAUAACGCAGGUACAAUUAUUCUUAAUAAUAUUCUUACCAAUAACAGCAACAAUAUCAAUUAUAACAAUAUCAGUAACAAUAUAAAUAGCAUUCGAUCUACGAAUGGAAUAUCCACUGGAGAUCUGUCGUCACAUUCGGGGAGCCCAGGGUUGACCGACUUCAGCCAAAGCUUGCCACCUACUACUGCAGUUGCCAACCGUCAAAGACCUGAACCCAAAACCUCAAGCAGCAACAAAAAACGCAAAAAGAAGACCCCUAACAACCGGAAAAAUAUCGGCCCGACAGCUACAGUAUCUGUUGAGGACGGCAUCGAUGAAGAGGUGACUGAAGUUAGCCGGACACGACGAAAAAGUCGGCCCUCUCUGGUCCACUUGGACUACGACAAGAACGGGGUCUUGGAGGAUGAGGAAAACGUGGCCGAGGUGGAAAGACCUCGAAGAAAAAUUCGACCGUCUGUCAUGCAUUUGGAUUAUGAUGUUUCCACCACUGUUGACGACGACGACGAUGAUGACGACGACGACGUAGGAGCAGCUGUGGUCGCCGAUGAAGAUGUAAGCGAGCGACUUCAGGUUAGCGUUGGCUACCCUCACGAUUCAGCAGUGGUGGUCAGUCAACAAGGACAUUCUCAAGAGCCGGAAGACGUUUAUCCUACCGAUACUCUUGCUGUUGUAUCAGUCUCCGGCAGCGCAGAUCGUAUCCAUUUUAACAACCACGCCUCGUCCCCUGAUCCCGAUGAUAUUCACCAUCACCAACAAAGCCAUGAAGUCAAUCUUCACUCUCAACCACAGACCGACUACCGACUGAGCCAACACAACCCAACUUCACCUCAUCACUUACAAAUACAGCCAUCCGCUUUUCAACCGACCCCACUCACAGCAAAUUCUAACCACUUGGAAGAUGGCCUGAACCACGCGACUGGCUCUGGACCUGAUAUAAAAGUUUUUGAUUCUAUCAGAGGUAUGAUUAAUUAUGAAUAUUUCUUUUUCUUUCUUUCUUAA
Messenger RNA from Acanthosepion pharaonis, 1443 nucleotides. The record is from the annotation of a GenBank genome assembly. Lineage: Eukaryota; Metazoa; Mollusca; Cephalopoda; Sepiida; Sepiidae.